AUGGGCCAGGAGGGCUGGAAGGGGGCGGGGGCAAAGAGGGAACGAGCGAAACCCUAAAACCCCUUCUCCCAGAAUCCCGCCCCUGCGUGCUCCCCACCCACCACUACCAUAAAACCGGUGCUAGAGAAGAGUGCUGGUCCGGGAGGUGAAUUCCCAGCCAAGAGCAGGAGCCAGGCAGGGAAGCGGGGCGCCUGGACAGAACGAGGCAUGAGGUGUCCUCUGGACGCCGGACCCGGCCACAGCCCUGCCUGGAAGAGGCUACUUCUAACAGGCAUCCUGAUCGCAUCCUGCACCUGUUCUGCCUCCUUGGAGCUGCCCGCCCCCGCGUCUCCAGACCCCUUGACCGAAGGAGCCAGUGCCCGCCUGCCUGUCCCCGGAAGCCUGAAUGGUGUUCUCUCCACUUCUUGGUUCCAAGGGCACAAGGCCCGGCCAGAAACCAUGAUCUUCUCCCCUGAGGGCUUCCCAGGGCCCAACCACAUCGGCCAGGAGACACUGGACACCCAAAGCAGCCUGAUCAUUGGAAAUGCAACAGCUCAAGACACAGUGCUGGAAACCAGCAAAGGACGCAGGAGUGCGACAGAGCAGAUACUUGGCCAGGCCAGCUCCAACGGAGUGAUGCUGCUGACACUCCCCUAUGUCUUCGAGGGCGUUAUCCAGAGUGACCUCAACUACUCAGUGAUCCUGGAGUGCCUGGCUUCUUCUAUCACCCCCAAACCUGUGCUGCACUGGACCUUCAACGGGGAGCCCUACAAGAUUGGGGCUAUGCUGAUCAUCCGGAGGUUGUCCCUGGAACAUCUGGGCACCUACGUGUGCACAGCCAAGAACAGCCAGGGACAGUAUCCCUCCUAUCCUGUGACCCUCUCGCUGCCACAAGACAACGUGGAUCCCACAGACGCUGAGCCCAUUGAGCCAGACCCCAUUCUCACUGUGUCAGGAGAAGCUGCUAUCGGCCUCCUCGUCGCUGGAAGUAUAGGGGCCGUGGUGCUGAUAGGAGGCAGCUUUGCCAUCAUCCAGAGCAUAAGGACUAACAGACAAAGAAUACAGAUAUGCUGCUGA
Molecule: messenger RNA, 1056 nt
Organism: Callorhinus ursinus (northern fur seal)
Lineage: Eukaryota; Metazoa; Chordata; Mammalia; Carnivora; Otariidae
Gene: IGSF23
Product: immunoglobulin superfamily member 23
Source: RefSeq, a predicted model, not a curated record